Messenger RNA from Drosophila teissieri, 2609 nucleotides. RefSeq names its product capon-like protein (gene PRAS40). Gene Ontology annotation, biological process: negative regulation of TOR signaling; neurotrophin TRK receptor signaling pathway; negative regulation of protein kinase activity. NCBI's taxonomy places the organism in Eukaryota, Metazoa, Arthropoda, Insecta, Diptera, Drosophilidae. Gene Ontology annotation, cellular component: cytoplasm. Bases 384 to 2072 code for a protein of 562 amino acids. The transcript has 4 exons. The record is from RefSeq and is a predicted model, not a curated record.
AGGCAAUCAACCUCCUGAUAUCGGAGACAGUCGACAAAAAAAUUGAACGGUUGUGGGUGUAUGCUAUGUUCGAUUGUUUUCGGUCACCAGAAGAAAACUCGUAAAAUCUCGGAAUACCCGCAAAUGCUCUUCGACUUCUGACUCGAGGGGUUUUUAAAUUGCACUCGAAGUAUCGAACAACAUUGCGCGGGAAAGUGAUUUAAAGGACUCGUUAUUGUUUUUGUUAUUAUUAUCAAGCGCUGUGAAGAUAUAAAUAAGGAAGAGGAAGAAGGACAUCGAAGUGUUUUGCUAGUGAAGUGAGAAGAAAUAUAGAAAGAUAGAAAGAGAGAGAAGGAGAGCAAAGCAUCAAUUACCGUUAUCAGCUUACCGGCAAUAACAAAACCAUGUUGAUCUCGUGCAAAUGCUCGAAUUUUGUUGCUUCGACUUCGAAAUUGCAGCGCAGCAACAGUAGCAGCGGCACAGGGGGCCGCGUGGGCGGUGCAGAGGUCGCCAACGGCGAUGUACCCACCGCGAUCCUCCUGUCGCAGGUGUUCCAGCAGAAGUAUCCACUGGACUUCGUCUUCUACGGCCAUAUCAUGGAGUUCUUCAAACACGCCUAUGGUCCCAUUCCAGACCUCACCGUGGCUGUGAUUAACCAGCGGGAGCUCUUGUAUGGUCUCACCCUGGAAGCUGCUGGCCAGAGUUGGCAGCUGAGCCUGUGCAUCAACUGCAAGGAGGUGCUGUGCGCCAAGCGAUUGACGGCGGGCGCAGGAGCCACGCCCACUCUCUACCUCAUCAACUGCACGCUGCUGACCAGCAGCGAAGAGCUGGCGCAAAGGAAGUCCAACAAAGCCUUCUCGGAGACCUUCGAGCUGCUGAUCAUGGAUCACACAGGUAGUGACUCUGGUUCGACUCGACCCACCAAUGGAUUAUCCAACUCCGCCUCGAGUCUGAGCAUCGGCUCCCUGUCUGCGAAUCCCACGGAUGCCAGGGUGCAGAGAUUGAGAAUGAUACAAGCGCACCAGCAGGCGCGAUUGCAGGAAGAGAUUGUGGAGACAAACGAGAGGAUCGAGCGGUAUACGCGCACUCAGUUCCAGUUGCUAAACAGUUUCCGGGAGAAAUCGGAUCAGGACUGCGCGUUGCUUUUCAAAGUUAUACGUGCGUUGCCCGAGCAGGCCUCGGAGCUCCUCGAUCGUGCCAUGCUCCCCGCCCUUGAUGUGGCGGCCAAUCAGCCGCAGAGUGCCACUGCCCGGCGCAGGAACACCAUCAGCAGCCGGCGGGAGUUGAAUGGUGGACCCACCACACCCACUACUACGCUGACACAUCCACCCAACUUCCUAACGCUGAACCAGCAGCCGCAGCAACAGUUGCAGGCGCAACAACAGCAGCAACAGUUGCAUUCGCAGCAGCAACAGCAACAGCAAGCCCCGCAGAGUGUCUCGAUGGCCAGGAAGAUGUCGCACUUUGACACACCGCCCGCCACCCCAGAAGCCACGCCCAUGAGCGUGGGCAACAGUCCCACCUUCCGGCAGCAGUCGGCAGCCGGCGGUGCUGGUGGUCUUCCCACCCAGACGUUGACCACAAAUGGUGUGGGUCAGUCCAGUGCUACCGAAGAUGCGGAUGACUGCCUGUUCGAUCUGGAGGAUGUGGAUGCUCCCGUGCCGGUUCAGUCUGUGCCAGUGCCUAGCUACCCGCGCAGCCUGAUCUAUCAGCAGCAGCAUCACCACAAUCCGUUCCAGCAGCUGAGCCAACAAAAUGGCCUACGAAGCGUCCUAGAUGACGAAACUGCGGAUGAAGCUGAAGAUGCUUUGGACCCGGAUAGCUCCAUUUCCAUACCAGUGCGCGGUGGAGGGCGUCCCAGCCAUGCGCAGUUGAUGAACUUUGCCCGGAGUCUGCCCAUCGAGAUAGCCAACACCACGCUGGCUGAGAGAGCUGCUGUGGCCAACAACAAUAAUUUCGGACAGGGCUGCGAGGAGGGAAUGGACAACAUCGACAUAGCUGCCAGCAUCCAAGCGCUGACCAGAAGUGUCCAUGGCGAGGCUGUUUUUGGGGACUUGCCACGCCCCCGCCUGCGAUCUCAGAUCGAGGGCUAGCUAAGCUGGCAGGGAUUUUGGAGUCACCACUACGUACACAUAAAUAUAUCAGCUCGUAAUCCGCAUAAUUUGUUUGCCUGUCGCCUAGCCGCCUUAAAAAUUGUUUUCGCUAUCUGAACUAAAUUAGUUGCUCAACGAAACAAGGACACACGAAGCGCCUUCCACAGACACCCACAAAUACCCACAUGUCCUUCAUAUAACACAUGAAACCACAUACGCACCACCUACAAACUACCAAGUACCAAUUAAGCAGACAGUUUGCAAUUUCUUUAAUUAUAUAUCGCCUAUAAGUUUUCUUUCAUUUUUUCGGAUGAUCUUCGAUUGGAAAUGUGUAUUUUCUUCGUUCGACGAGUGUACGCCUGUUAUUGGCUGUUGCACAUUGAGUUAACUAACUGAUACUGAUACUGAUGAUGUUGUUAGUUUAUACAAUGAAUAAUCUAGUAUACAUAUACAUUAUAUAUAUUAUAAAAUACAUAAAGAAUGCCAUCAGCUCCAGCUGAUACACAGGCAAGGCGCAUCACAAAAGCGUCCAACUUA